GGCCUGCCCUUAGCACGCGGAUUUAAACACAGCCUCCUGCCUUUUGCUUCCUGUACAAGGACCUUCCUUCCCUGCGGUUGCAAGGAAAAGCUGUCUGCGGCGUGGAGCGGAGCAGAGGAGGAGAGAGCAGAAUCUGGCAGCUUGGAUAGCCUGGACUGCAUUGUCUGGCUUCAUGACCCCUGCUGUGUAGCAGUCUCAUCCCCUCUCUCAUACGCUCCCUCUGUCUUCCACUCUUUUUUCUUCUUUCCUUUUUAAAAUAGCAGCAUCUGAGGCGAGCCAUGUUUGGCACUGAAUCGUCAUUGAGUAUGUUCUUGAACACAUUAACCCCCAAGUUCUAUGUUGCCCUGACAGGCACAUCCUCAUUAAUCUCAGGACUUAUUUUGAUCUUCGAGUGGUGGUACUUCCGCAAGUACGGCACCUCCUUCAUCGAGCAGGUCUCGGUGAGCCACCUGCGCCCCCUGCUGGGCGGGGUGGACAACAGCGCGCCCAGCGCCGCCAGCGCCGCGGGCGGGGACGCGGACUCGAACCGCCAGAGCGUCUCAGAGUGCAAAGUCUGGCGAAAUCCCUUAAAUCUGUUCAGAGGAGCUGAAUAUAAUCGGUACACAUGGGUAACAGGAAGAGAACCUUUGACUUACUACGAUAUGAAUCUUUCGGCACAGGACCAUCAGACAUUCUUUACCUGUGACACAGAUCAUUUACGGCCUGCAGAUGCUAUAAUGCAAAAAGCCUGGAGAGAGAGAAACCCUCAAGCCCGAAUUUCUGCAGCACAUGAAGCUUUGGAAUUGAAUGAGUGUGCUACUGCUUAUAUUCUCUUAGCUGAAGAGGAAGCAACAACAAUUGUAGAGGCAGAGAAGCUGUUCAAGCAGGCUCUGAAAGCUGGAGAGGGCUGUUACAGGCGCAGCCAGCAGCUACAGCACCAUGGUGCCCAAUAUGAAGCCCAACACAGAAGGGACACCAAUGUGUUAGUAUAUAUUAAAAGAAGGCUGGCAAUGUGUGCAAGGAAGCUGGGAAGGACCAGGGAAGCAGUGAAAAUGAUGAGAGAUUUGAUGAAGGAGUUUCCCCUGCUCAGCAUGUUCAACAUCCAUGAAAACCUGCUAGAGGCUUUGCUGGAACUGCAAGCAUAUGCAGAUGUCCAGGCAGUCUUAGCAAAGUAUGAUGAUAUAAGUUUACCAAAAUCAGCAACAAUAUGCUACACAGCUGCAUUGCUCAAAGCCAGAGCUGUCUCUGACAAAUUUUCUCCAGAGGCUGCUUCAAGGCGAGGGCUGAGCACUGCAGAGAUGAAUGCAGUAGAAGCUAUUCACAGAGCAGUAGAAUUUAAUCCACAUGUGCCAAAAUAUCUACUAGAAAUGAAAAGCCUAAUUCUGCCCCCUGAACAUAUUCUGAAGAGAGGGGACAGUGAAGCAAUAGCAUAUGCUUUCUUUCAUCUUCAACACUGGAAAAGAGUAGAGGGGGCAUUGAACCUCUUACACUGUACAUGGGAAGGCACUUUCAGAAUGAUCCCCUAUCCACUGGAAAAAGGACAUCUUUUCUACCCUUACCCUAUUUGUACAGAAACUGCAGAUAGAGAACUACUACCAUCAUUUCAUGAGGUUUCAGUUUAUCCCAAGAAGGAGCUUCCCUUCUUCAUCCUCUUCACUGCUGGACUCUGUUCUUUCACAGCCAUGCUCGCCCUCCUGACACAUCAGUUCCCAGAGCUCAUGGGGGUCUUUGCAAAAGCUUUUCUCAGCACCCUCUUCGCCCCUUUAAAUUUUGUGAUGGAAAAAGUGGAAAGUAUCCUGCCCUCCAGCCUGUGGCACCAGCUGACAAGGAUCUGAGGGAGCAUGCCAGACUGACUGCUAUGACAUCUCUGCCAACUUUCUGUUGACCACAAGAAAGCAUGAUAAAAAAAGGGAAGCAGUUAUAAGACUUAAAAACUUUUCAUGGAUUGUCUGUUCUCAUAUAAAAACUGUUUUGUUGUACAAAAUACAUUGAUGUUAGGUUCUAUUAUAUUUUGCCUUCAGAAAAGAAAAAAAUAAACUUUUGUGUAUUGUAGCAUUGC
This is a messenger RNA of Melozone crissalis (California towhee), 2038 nucleotides long. RefSeq names its product suppression of tumorigenicity 7 (gene ST7). NCBI's taxonomy places the organism in Eukaryota, Metazoa, Chordata, Aves, Passeriformes, Passerellidae. The coding region runs from base 279 to 1814 and encodes 511 amino acids. The transcript is spliced from 15 exons. The record is from RefSeq and is a predicted model, not a curated record.